GGAGGCGCUGCCGCCGCCGGGCCCGAAGAUGUCGAACCUGAGCAAGGGGACGGGCAGCCGGAAGGACACCAAGAUGCGGAUCCGAGCCUUCCCUAUGACUAUGGAUGAGAAAUAUGUGAACAGCAUUUGGGAUCUCCUAAAAAAUGCAAUCCAAGAGAUCCAGCGUAAGAACAAUAGUGGUCUCAGUUUUGAGGAGCUGUAUAGGAAUGCAUAUACAAUGGUGUUGCAUAAACAUGGCGAAAAACUCUACACUGGACUAAGAGAAGUGGUCACUGAGCAUCUGAUAAACAAGGUGCGAGAAGAUGUGUUGAACUCUUUGAAUAACAACUUUCUACAAACGCUAAACCAAGCAUGGAAUGAUCACCAAACAGCGAUGGUGAUGAUUAGAGACAUUCUGAUGUAUAUGGACCGUGUGUAUGUGCAACAAAAUAACGUGGAGAAUGUCUACAAUUUGGGCUUGAUUAUUUUUCGAGAUCAAGUUGUACGCUAUGGCUGUAUUAGGGAUCACCUGCGGCAAACUCUGCUGGAUAUGAUUGCAAGAGAAAGGAAAGGAGAAGUUGUAGACAGAGGCGCAAUAAGAAAUGCUUGCCAGAUGUUAAUGAUUCUAGGUCUUGAAGGAAGGUCAGUCUAUGAAGAAGACUUUGAGGCUCCAUUUUUGGAGAUGUCUGCAGAAUUUUUUCAGAUGGAAAGUCAGAAAUUUUUAGCUGAAAACAGUGCUUCUGUAUAUAUAAAGAAAGUAGAAGCUAGAAUUAAUGAAGAAAUAGAACGGGUGAUGCAUUGUCUGGAUAAAUCAACAGAAGAACCAAUUGUGAAAGUUGUUGAGAGGGAGCUUAUUUCCAAGCAUAUGAAAACUAUAGUGGAAAUGGAGAACUCUGGGCUAGUUCAUAUGCUGAAAAAUGGGAAGACAGAAGACCUUGCUUGCAUGUACAAGUUGUUUAGCCGUGUGCCAAAUGGUCUGAAGACGAUGUGCGAGUGCAUGAGCUCAUACCUGAGAGAGCAAGGCAAAGCCCUAGUUUCUGAAGAGGGAGAAGGAAAGAAUCCAGUUGACUACAUUCAGGGUUUACUGGAUUUGAAGAGUAGGUUUGACCGCUUUCUUCAAGAAUCUUUCAAUAAUGAUCGACUCUUCAAACAGACUAUUGCGGGUGACUUUGAGUACUUCCUCAACCUCAACUCUAGGUCUCCAGAGUACCUCUCAUUAUUUAUUGAUGAUAAGCUGAAAAAAGGAGUCAAGGGACUAACAGAGCAAGAAGUAGAAACCAUAUUGGAUAAGGCAAUGGUUUUAUUUAGGUUUAUGCAAGAGAAAGAUGUUUUUGAACGCUAUUACAAGCAGCACUUGGCAAGGAGACUUCUCACAAACAAGAGUGUUUCAGAUGACUCUGAGAAAAAUAUGAUAUCUAAAUUAAAGACUGAAUGUGGGUGUCAGUUCACAUCUAAACUGGAAGGAAUGUUCAGGGACAUGAGCAUCUCAAACACGACGAUGGAUGAGUUCAGGCAACAUCUUCAGGCAACCGGGGUCUCAUUAGGUGGUGUUGAUCUUACAGUGCGGGUCCUCACAACAGGUUACUGGCCUACUCAGUCAGCCACACCAAAGUGCAACAUUCCUCCAGCUCCCAGACAUGCUUUUGAAAUAUUUAGAAGAUUUUAUUUAGCCAAACAUAGUGGGCGACAGCUGACACUCCAGCAUCAUAUGGGUUCUGCAGAUCUCAAUGCCACUUUCUACGGGCCUGUUAAAAAGGAAGAUGGCUCAGAGGUUGGCGUAGGAGGUGCCCAAGUAACUGGCUCAAAUACGCGGAAGCAUAUAUUGCAAGUCUCCACUUUCCAGAUGACUAUAUUAAUGCUCUUUAACAACAGAGAAAAAUAUACAUUUGAGGAAAUUCAACAAGAAACAGAUAUCCCCGAAAGAGAACUGGUUAGAGCCCUACAGUCCCUUGCAUGUGGCAAACCAACACAACGUGUUCUUACAAAAGAGCCUAAAUCAAAAGAAAUAGAAAAUGGUCAUAUAUUUACAGUGAAUGAUCAGUUCACAUCUAAACUACACAGAGUCAAGAUUCAGACGGUUGCUGCCAAACAAGGAGAAUCUGAUCCAGAAAGGAAAGAAACAAGGCAGAAAGUAGAUGAUGACAGAAAACAUGAGAUAGAAGCUGCUAUAGUUCGGAUAAUGAAAUCUAGGAAGAAGAUGCAACACAAUGUGCUAGUAGCAGAGGUAACUCAGCAGCUGAAGGCCCGAUUCUUACCAAGUCCAGUUGUUAUUAAAAAACGUAUUGAAGGACUUAUUGAGAGAGAAUAUUUGGCACGAACACCUGAGGAUCGCAAAGUAUACACUUACGUAGCAUAAAAUGCGUUCAGAAAAUUUGAUUUAUUCUUGGACUAUACUCUUCGCAUGAACUGGGAAGUUCUUUUAAAUCAUUAAUAUUAAGACGACCAUCUCUUCUAUUAAAUUACAAUACAUGUUCUAGACCAUUCAGAUCAAGCCUUUUACUCCUUUUGAGAGUUUUCAACAUCAAUUGAUUGAGCUUCAGGCUUUUCAACGUUAUCCCUGUAGAGAUCAUCCUUACAAUUCUUCGGGAAAAUGUGAAUGUGCCGCGUUUGUUUUCAAUACUGUAUGAAAACAGAAAAAUAAAAACAAAUUUAGAAAAUACAGCUCAUUUAAAAAAAAUAAAAUUGUUGGAAUUUCAUUUCCCCAGA
Molecule: messenger RNA, 2685 nt
Organism: Gavia stellata (red-throated loon)
Lineage: Eukaryota; Metazoa; Chordata; Aves; Gaviiformes; Gaviidae
Gene: CUL3
Product: cullin 3
Exons: 16
Coding region: 29-2335 (768 amino acids)
Biological process (GO): protein ubiquitination; ubiquitin-dependent protein catabolic process
Cellular component (GO): Cul3-RING ubiquitin ligase complex
Molecular function (GO): ubiquitin protein ligase binding
Source: RefSeq, a predicted model, not a curated record